Messenger RNA from Girardinichthys multiradiatus, 2318 nucleotides. RefSeq names its product tripartite motif-containing protein 16-like. The record is from RefSeq and is a predicted model, not a curated record. The transcript is spliced from 2 exons. Gene Ontology annotation, molecular function: protein binding; zinc ion binding. The coding region runs from base 157 to 1770 and encodes 537 amino acids. NCBI's taxonomy places the organism in Eukaryota, Metazoa, Chordata, Actinopteri, Cyprinodontiformes, Goodeidae.
AAAGAAGCCCGCGAGACCAGAGCGACAACAGCAGAGCUCCACCGAGAUGCACAAGUCAGAUGAAGGAUUUAUCUACUGAGAUUCUCUAGAGCAACAAACCUUUGAGAUCUGAACUCAGACCAGUGAAACUAACAGUCAUUGUUACUGAGAGGUGAAAUGGAGCAGAAAAUGUCUGAUUUGGAGCAAGAAAACCUAUCCUGUUCCAUCUGUUUGGAUCUACUAAAGGAUCCAGUGACUAUUCCUUGUGGACACAGCUACUGUAUGAACUGUAUCAAAGACCACUGGAAUGGAGAAGAACAGAGGAGAACCCACAGCUGCCCUCAGUGCAGGAAAACUUUCAGACGAAGGCCUGGUCUAAAAAAAAACAUCACGUUAGCUGCUUUAGUGGAGGAUCUGAAGAAGACUGGACUCCAAGCUGAUCCAGCUGAUCACUGCUAUGCUGGACCUGAAGAUGUGGCCUGUGAUGUCUGCACUGGGAGGAAGAUGAAAGCUGCCAAGUCCUGUUUAUUCUGCCCUGCUUCUUACUGUAGGGAUCACCUCCAACCUCACUAUGAUGCUCCACCAUUAAAGAAGCACAAGUUGGUGGACCCCUCCAAGAACCUCCAGGAGAACAUCUGCUCUCAUCAUGAUGAGGUGAUGAAGAUCUUCUGUCGUACUGAUCAGCAGUGUAUCUGUUAUCUCUGUUUAAUGGAUGAACAUAAAGGUCAUGAAACAGUCUCAGCUGCAGCAGAAAGGACUGAGAAGCAGCAGAAACUCCAGGACCAAGAGAAAGAUCUGAAGCUGCUUCAACAGGAGGUGGAGGCCAUCAAUGUCUCUGCUGAUAAAGCAGUGGAGGACAGUGAGAAGAUCUUCACUGAGAUGAUCCAUCUCAUCCAGAAAAGAAGCUCUGAUGUGAAGCAGCAGAUCAGAUCCCAGCAGGAAACUGAAGUGAGUCGAGUCAAAGAUCUUCAGGAGAAGCUGGAGCAGGAGAUCACUGAGCUGAAGAGGAAAGAUGCUGAGAUGAAGCAGCUCUCAAACACAGAGGAUCACAACCAGUUUCUCCACAACUACCCCUCACUGUCAGCACUCAGUGAGUCUACACACUCAUCCAGCAUCAAUAUUCGUCCUCUGAGAUACUUUGAGGAUGUGACAGCAGCUGUGUCAGAGCUCAGAGAUAAACUACAGGACAUCAUGAGAGACACAUGGACAAACAUCUCACUGGCAAUCACUGAGGUGAAGGUUUUACUGUCAGAACCAGAACCGACGACCAGAGCUGAUUUCUUGAAAUAUUCACAAGAAAUCACUCUGGAUCCAAACACGACAAAGUUCAAUCUGGUAUUUUCUAAGGGUGACAGAAAAAUGACAUCAGUUUUACCGAAACCGUCUGAUGUUUCAGACACGAUCUCUUACUAUAAACUGGUUCUGGGUAGAGAGAGUCUGACUGGACGUUGUUACUGGGAGGUGAAGUGGAGAGGAGGAGGAGUUGUUAUAGGAGUUUCAUACAAGAAUAUCUCCACUGGAGAAGCCUAUGAAUUCAAUGACAAAACAUGGUCGUUACAUUGUAACGUAAGCUUUUCCACAUUUUUUCACAAAACAGUAACCAUGCUGCCAGGUCUAGUUUCCUCCAGAAUAGGAGUGUAUCUGAACCACAGAGCAGGUAUUCUGUCUUUUUACAGCAUCUCUGAAACCAUGACUCUGAUCCACAGAGUCCAGACCACAUUCACUCAGCCUCUAUAUGCUGGAGCUUAUGUUCAAGGUGGAUCCUCUGUUGAGUUUGUUAAAAUGAAAUAAUCAGAACUUUUCUGAGGUCCAGUUGGUUGAAAGCAGUUAGUCAUUGCUGAGGAGAAUUUUUAUUCACCUAAACUAAUUACCUUUAUUUAUGUUUGUCAGACCAAAUGUUGUUGUUCAAAUCCAUGUACAGAUGAGUUGAUGGAAACUAUAAUCAUGAUCAUCAUCAAUCAGGACAUCAGUCAUUAUUUUAUUGGACAAACAUCAUUUUUUGGGAUCAAAUCACUGAACCAGUCAGAUUUACUGAGUUUUUUGUGGGAAAACACGAAGGACUUCUGCAGCAUUUUUCAUCACAUCUAUUCUUCCUGUAGUUGAUUUUCUUUAACAUAUUUCUUAUCAGCAGAACUGUUUGGGUUCAGGUGGGAGCAAACAUGACAUGAACUGAAAUAAAAGCUCAGCCAGGAAGUCCAACUUCCUAUAAUAUUAGCUUUGAUGUGUGUAAGAACGUUCAUUUAGUCUUCUUGUUCGAGGAAGUUGUUGAAGUGUUUUCAUAAUGAAACUCAGUUUCCUGGUAAACCUAAUAAAUCCUAAACCUUUCUUUGUUCACUAUA